Parnassius apollo (apollo) is the source of this 483-nucleotide messenger RNA. Lineage: Eukaryota; Metazoa; Arthropoda; Insecta; Lepidoptera; Papilionidae. The record is from the annotation of a GenBank genome assembly.
AUGGCAUCCAAAGGCGCUAAUGAAAUAUCUUCGUGCUUAUACUAUUGUCUUAAUCAAAUAGAUUUGGUUGGGAAGAAGUUGAUAAGACUUGUGGCAGACGGUUGUGGCGGCCAAAACAAGAACACUAUACUAGUUGGAAUGGUUGCCAAAUGGUUGUAUGAUUCACAAGGUAUAGAACAAGUGGAAAUUGUCUUUCCCGUUACCAGGCAUAGUUUUAUUCCACCCAAUCGAGUAGUUGCCCUUACAGAGAAAACAAUAAGACGACUGGAAACUAUAAUUAGACCUGAAACCUACAUUGAUGUGAUGUCUUCUAAUGCUACCAUUCGACGCGCAGUUACAGACAUACCAAUUUUUGAUUGGAAGACAACGUGUAAAGAUGUGCUAAAAAGCACACAACAGUUACACUUUCAGAUUAGCAAAACCAAGCGAACUAUCAUAAAAAAGACAGAACAAGUCAAAUUAUUGGUCAGAGGUGAAAUCUGA